GCGUAUCGGAGGUCUUGGUCAAGUCGCCUGAGGGCAUGCUUCGUUUGUCAGUGCCAGCUGCAGCGGAGUGGACAUGCCAGAUACAGAGGCAGCAUUGGGACCUCAGGGCACCGCCGCCCGUAGCUCCCGAGGAAGACGUCCGGAGACAUGUUGUUCUCCAGCAAGCUCUCUGGGCCAACUCAGGGUAUUGGAGCUCAAAGAUUCAACGGGCAAGCUUGAACAUGCUGGAUGUUGCUGGAGUUGUUGCAACAGAAGCAAUUGCUGAGGGAGAACUUCUGGUGAGGUGUCCCAGUACACAUUUUCUGUCUCCGGGCUUGGUUCGACAGCUGGAGCCAGAGUUUGCUACUUUGGCUGCCGUAGUUGGACGGGAGGCCCCUGUGGACAAUCAGGAUAUCGAUGUCUUCUUAGUUGCUAUGUUCCUGGCUGACUGGCUGGCAAAGUGCACACAGGAAGUUCCCCUUACAGGCUUGGAUGGUGCGAGGGGAAGCAUCUUAAGUUCCUUUGCCAAAGUGCUGCAAUGUGAGACCUUUACAGCGCAUCCUUACAGGCUGGCGGCUACUGAUCCAGUCCGUUUUCGAAGCAGCCUCAACCCAUCUUGUGAGGCAGACUUGAUCGAACGCUUAGCCUGGGGAGUGAUGGAGAGAUAUCGCAUUCUUUCUUCGCACAAGACCCCUGGGUACUCUGCAGAGGAUUUUCUUCGAGCAUGGCUCUUGGUUAUCACACGGGCCUUUGAGGUCGGUGGUGCAAGGUCUACACUGAUACCAGGCCUGGACUCCUUCAACCACGAUCCCAGCAAGCAGUGUGCCAAGGUACGGCUGGACAGCUCCGGUGAUAUGUGCCUGGAAGCAACGCGCAGUAUCGAGCCGGGUGAGCAGGUCUUCCUGGAGUAUGGCGAGCUCUCUAACCCAAUGCUCUUUCGUACCUAUGGUUUCACCAUGCCGCCUGAGGCCCUUCCUGUCCAGAGCUGCCUGAUCCUUCCGAACCGCGUCCUGCGAGUGCUGAACAAGCACCUUCCGGCCAGCCAUGCUGGUCGCCUAUUGCAGCUGGACUCCAGCCGACUCCUGCCGGACCUUCGCGGACUGCUUCAG
This is a messenger RNA of Symbiodinium pilosum, 1088 nucleotides long. The record is from the annotation of a GenBank genome assembly. NCBI's taxonomy places the organism in Eukaryota, Dinophyceae, Suessiales, Symbiodiniaceae.